AUGUCGGCUGUGGAUCGCGAGGCUGAGGUUACUCAGCAACACGGAAUCAACGACUCUCCCGUCGAAGAGAUCAUCGUCACCAAGCAGGAUUCCAUCGACUUGGAGAAGGAGGGACGUCCUACUGCCGACGGUGAGGAGCCCACCGACGACGAGAAGCGGGCUCUUCGCCAUGUCGCCGAAAAUCUGCCUGCCUCCGCCUGGCUGGUCGCCAUUGUGGAACUGUGCGAACGUUUCACCUACUAUGGUAUGUCUGGUCUGUUCCAGAACUACAUCCAGCGUCCAUUGGACGGGAGCCAGGGCCGCGGUGCGCUGGGCAUGGACCACCAGGGUGCCACUGGUUUGAACACCUUCUUCCAGUUCUGGUGCUACGUGACGCCCAUCAUCGGUGCCAUCAUCGCUGAUCAGUACCUGGGCAAGUACAAGACCAUUGUCUUGUUCUGUAUCGUAUACAUGGUUGGUCUCCUGAUCCUGGUCCUGACCUCCAUUCCUGUUGCCCUGCAGCACGGCGCCGGUCUGGGUGGCUUCAUUGCUGCUAUCCUGAUCAUUGGUCUGGGAACUGGUGGUAUCAAGAGUAAUGUUGCGCCUCUGAUUGCCGACCAGUACAAGCGCAAGAAGAUGGCCCUGAAGACUCUGGCCAAGACUGGCGAGCGGGUUGUCAUUGAUCCCGCGCUCACCAUUCAGCGUAUCUACAUGAUCUUCUACGGUUGUAUCAACGUUGGUUCGCUCUCCCUGCUUGCUACGCCUUACAUGGAGCAGUACGUGGGCUUCUGGUCUGGAUACCUGCUGUGUCUCUGCAUGUUCGCCGUCGGUACCAGCGUGGUUAUUCUGGGUCGCAAGUUCUACGUCGUGCGUCCUCCUCAGGGCUCUAUCAUCACCGAUGCCUUCCGCGCACUUUGGAUCAUGAUCAUCAACCGCAACAUGGAUGCGCCCAAGCCUAGCUGGCAGCUGGAGCACCGCAAUGUGCAGUCCACCAACAACUGGGACGACCACUUCAUUGACGAGCUCAAGCGUGCUCUGGUCGCCUGCAAGGUCUUUGCCUUCUACCCCCUCUACUGGGUCAUCUACGGCCAAUUCUCUGGCAACUUCGUCACCCAGGCCGGCCAGAUGGAUGGUCACGGUAUCCCCAACGACCUGAUGCAGAACUUUGAUCCUAUCUCCAUCAUUGUGUUCAUCCCGUUGCUGGAGACGCUCGUCUACCCUGCUCUGCGUCGUUUGAAGAUCCCAUUCCUCCCCGUCACCCGUAUCUCUCUGGGUUUCUUCGUCGCUGCUCUCGCCAUGGCCUAUGCCGCCAUCGUGCAGCACCUGAUCUACGAUGCCGGUCCCUGCUACGAGCACCCGCUUUGCGAUGCUUCCAUUGUCAACGGUGAAGCUCAGGGCAACAACGUCCACAUUGCUAUCCAGACCCCAGCCUACAUGCUGAUCGGUAUCUCUGAGAUCUUCGCUUCCGUGUCCGGUCUCGAGUACGCCUACACCAAGGCUCCUCCAUCCAUGAAGUCGUUCGUGCAGUCCAUGUACCUGCUUACCAACGCUUUCGGCUCUGCCAUUGCUGAGGCUCUGACCCCGGCUGCCUACGACCCUGCGAUCUUGUGGAUGUUCGUUGGUCUGGCUGUCGCCUCUACGCUGGUUUCCGUCAUCUUCUUCGCUCUGUUCCACCACUACAACUCCCAGGAAGAGCAGAUGAAUGCGCUGGAUGCCGAUGAUGAUAUGCCUGAUGCGCACCACCCUGACUCAAAGUAG
Molecule: messenger RNA, 1737 nt
Organism: Penicillium chermesinum
Lineage: Eukaryota; Fungi; Ascomycota; Eurotiomycetes; Eurotiales; Aspergillaceae
Product: peptide MFS transporter
Exons: 2
Coding region: 1-1737 (578 amino acids)
Biological process (GO): transmembrane transport
Cellular component (GO): fungal-type vacuole; plasma membrane
Molecular function (GO): tripeptide transmembrane transporter activity; dipeptide transmembrane transporter activity
Source: RefSeq, a predicted model, not a curated record